Scomber japonicus (chub mackerel) is the source of this 2746-nucleotide messenger RNA. Its product is annotated as semaphorin-3D. Gene Ontology annotation, biological process: negative chemotaxis; semaphorin-plexin signaling pathway; positive regulation of cell migration. The transcript is spliced from 17 exons. Bases 200 to 2455 code for a protein of 751 amino acids. Gene Ontology annotation, molecular function: semaphorin receptor binding; chemorepellent activity. NCBI's taxonomy places the organism in Eukaryota, Metazoa, Chordata, Actinopteri, Scombriformes, Scombridae. The record is from RefSeq and is a predicted model, not a curated record.
CCGGCACUGAACUGUCCGCUAUCCGCUGCAUCACGUCCAGGAUCCUUUUUCUGCUCUUUUCAGCUGAAGUGGAAUAAAAUCAGACUCACAUCCAGACAGAAACUCCUGCUCGUGAGCUGAAGUCCAGACUGUGAUGUGACAGAGAGAGACGGUCCUUCUUCCAUCUAUCUCUCCACAUCAGUGCAGAUCAGUCAGAGAGAUGGCGGCCAUCUUUGCUGCGGCCCUCCAAGCGGCAGGACGGGUGAAGUCUCUUCAGAUGCUGAUGGUGUGUCUCCUCCUCAUGCUGCUGCAGUCUACAGAGUCCAGUUCUGCUCCCGAAGCCAAAACCUGGAGCCAGAAGGGGCCGCGGCUGCAGCUCUCUCAGUCAGCAGCCAGCAGACCGACUGACUGUGCUAACUUCGUGCGGCUGCUGCAACCUUUCAAUAAGACUCAUGUUUAUGCUUGUGGCACUGGCGCCUACCAUCCUCAGUGCACCUACCUGCAGCUAGGGACACAACACCGAGGUACAGACGAGCCGUUGUUCAUGUUGUCUCACGUAGUCGAGUCUGGAAGAGGAAAAUGUCCCUUCAGUCCCAAAGAGCCGUUCACUGCUCGACUUACUGAUGGUGAACUCUAUGCUGGCACCUCAGUAGAUUUUAUGGGAGCCAACGCUGCAAUCUUCCGUACAUCAGUUCAUGGAAACAGUCAACAUUACAUCCGCACUGAAGCCUACGACCACAACUGGCUCAACGAGCCGGAGUUCGUGGGCUCCUUCUCCAUCCCAGACACUCACAGUCCAGACGACGACAAGGUCUACUUCUUCUUCAAGGAGCGAGCGGUGGAGGCCGGGCAGUGGGACAAGAGGGUGUACAGCCGGGUGGCUCGAGUCUGCAAGAAUGACGUAGGAGGAAAGAGGAGUCUGAUCAACCGUUGGACCACCUUCCUUAAAGCCCGUCUGGUGUGUUCUGUCCCCGGUCCGUCUGGAGUCGACACGCAGUUCGAUGAGCUGGAGGACAUCUUUGUUCUGGAGACCAAAGACCUUCAAAACCCGACAAUCUACGGUGUCUUCAGCACCUCCAGCUCCAUAUUUCGUGGUUCAGCGGUGUGCGUGUACUCCAUGGCGUCCAUCCGUGCUGCUUUUAACGGGCCGUUUGCCCAUAAAGAAGGACCCGACUAUCGCUGGGUGGAGUACAAAGGCCGCAUCCCCUACCCAAGACCUGGAACUUGUCCCAGUGAGACUUACGACGCUCUCCACAAGUCCACCAAGGACUUCCCCGACGAGGUGGUGAGCUUCAUGAGGCAGCACCAGCUGAUGUGGGAGCCCGUCCUGCCUCUGGGGGGCCGACCCAUCUUAACCCGGGUCAACUCACCCUACAUGUUCAAGAAGGUCGUAGUGGACAGAGUGGACGCUGAGGAAGGACCUUACGAUGUCUUACACCUCGGCACCGAUGAUGGAAAGGUGGUGAAGGCAGUCUCGGUGAUAAAAGACAACUGGGACACUGAAGAAAUCAUAUUGGAGGAGCUUACUGUCUUCCAGAGUCCGUCUCCAAUCUUGACCAUGGAGCUGUCAACAAAGAGACAACAGCUGUACGUGUCCAGCGAGGUCGGCGUGGCCCAGCUCGGCCUCCAGAGGUGUGAGUUAUACGGGGCUGACUGCGCCGGGUGCUGCCUGGCCAGAGACCCCUACUGCUCCUGGGAUGGACAGACCUGCUCCAGAUACUUCGCCAGCAGCAAGAGGCGGGCACGGAGACAGGAUAUAAAGUACGGAGACCCCUGGAGUCAGUGCCCAAUCACAGAGGACGAUUCAGAGUCUGUUGAGGUGAAGUCAGUGUACGGUGUGGAGGGGAACUCCACCUUCCUGGAGUGCAUUCCUCGGUCAACGCAGGCCCAGCUCAGGUGGACGGUGAAGCCCAACAAGGACAACCAGCAGCAAGCUUUCAGCAGAGAGCUCCCUCAGAGCAAUGACGACCGCUCCCUUCACAUGAAGCGAGGGUUGCUGAUUCAACGCCUGGAGCUGGCAGACGCAGGCAUCUACGCCUGCACCAGCCACGAGCACUCCUACAGUCAGGUCCUGGCCCGAUACCGCAUCCACAUCAUCCCCAACCACAGUCUCCAUCCAGCCCGCUACCAGCAGAACCCUCACAACCCCAACCAGCCCGGCCCUGUGAUCAUUGGGAAGAUUAACCCAGCAGCAGCGGGGGUCGCUGGGUUUCACAGCCAGGUGGGGACCCCUAAUGCACCACCUCCACUGCCAGGACAUAGGAACUCGUGGCUCUCCCAGAAUCCUCAGUUUUCCCUGAAGAGCUACAAAGACUUACAGCUGGUGGGCGGCAACGGUAUGAGCGUGGACGAGUACUGCGAGCAUCUGUGGUACCGCGAGAAACGCCGGCAGCAGAAACUCCGCACUCUGAAGCUGAAACAGGAAAGCAGGAAAGCUCGAGUGAGGAGGAACAACCCGCCAGAGAUUCCCCUCUAGUCACCAGGAGACCACAGAGACUGACAACAGAUCCUGUACAUGCAGCAGAAAAAGAAAGAAAGAAAUAAUGCUGGCUGGUAGAUUGAUGCCACCUCUAUGCCUUUAAAGACUGACAGAGAGUUAGUAUAUCCUCAUCCUAAAUAUAUUGACAUUUAGACAUUUAAAAAAUGGAAAUGGCAAUGUAUAAAAACUUUUGUUUCUGAAUUUAUGAUUAGCAACAUUCAUUAUUGUUUGGGACAUAGUUGGCUCCAAAAAUGAUGUGUUCCAAGUAUUAUGGGUUUGUGACACAUU